This is a messenger RNA of Mycena citricolor, 1836 nucleotides long. NCBI's taxonomy places the organism in Eukaryota, Fungi, Basidiomycota, Agaricomycetes, Agaricales, Mycenaceae. The record is from the annotation of a GenBank genome assembly.
GAAAGAGCACGGACCUGCGACUGCACAAUAAACCUCCACCAGCUCAAGCUCGUGUCUUUGCUCUCAACAACAAACUCGUCGCGCUCGUGCUCUGAGGGGUUGACAUGGACAGGGACGGGCAGGCAGGCAACUGUCGCCGAAGCACGUUAAGUGGUGGCGUCCCGGGCCCCGAGUUAAUCAAUCAGACAGAGCACGCUGCACAGCCGAAUCUACGUGCAGAAUUCUCUCCUACUUCCACAUACUUUGCGGGCGCGGCCCUCUGGACGUUAUUCCUUUCUUUCGGCGGUCUGUCCCGCUGGGUGCUCCUUCCUGCUUGCCCGGCGCGCUGUGCCGCUCUUUCUCCCCUCCGUCUUUUUUUUCUCCCACUCGGAAACCCACGCUCGUUCUGCUACCCGCUGCAUGACCUGAGCCAUUUCGCGCGCUGUGUCGGCAGAGAAGAGAAGAGAAGAGAAGCGAAUUCAUCCCGGCGACGAUGAGUAUUUGGGGUACUGUAGCUGCAGGUACUGGUGUUCUGGAUUCGGAGACUCUGCAGCCAUUCCCGAUUGUGGCCACGCGGCGGAGCAUCAUUCUGACGCGCUACUCGGUUGUCGCGGUGUAUUGCAUCGCGGUCUGUGAAUGGGUCGAAGCCUUGCCGAAGGAGGUCAUUCUGCUCAUCCAAGAUCUGGCCGUCUCAGUGGAACUCAAUCAAGAUCGCAUAUUUCCUGUGCAGGUGAAGAUGGAGCCUACCCCGACCACUCCCAUACUGAUCCUUCAAAUGUGGAGAUAUUAUACUAUCGUGCUUUGGCCCAUCGUCAUCUACGCAUAUGACCUCAAUCACUCCAUCCAGCUAUGUUCGCGUCUCAUGCUCGUGAUCAACUACAUCCUUUUGCCCAUGGUGUGCACUAUCCUUCUCCUCCAUUGUCUAUCUUAUACCGCACAGCAAUGUUUCGCUCACGCCGUCAUGCUCAUGCGCGCUUAUGGCUUCACCGGGAGGAAUUUCAAAGCGCUCAUUCUUCUCUGCACAUGCCUUGUCGGCCUCGUCGGCGUGAACAUUUGGUUCUUCUGCAUAGACGUGCCCAAGCUGCCGGACGUCGUGUAUGUGGUGCUGGGGGCCGGCUGUUUCCCAGACUACGCGGCCGAUGUGAGCGAUCUGCGGGUUGGACUGGAGAUGGCAGCUGCCAUAUUCAUGGAUCUCGUGUCUUUGCUAGUCAUCAUCGUGUAUCGCAUUCGCAAACGCGAUCUUCAAGGUUCCCUGAGUCGAGCAUUCCUCAACCAAGGCCUGUCAGCCUUUGCAUUCAUGGUGGUAGUACACGCGACCGCUAUCGGGUCUUACUACAAUCCCCGCCUGCUCCACAACGGCAUGGGCCUGCCAUACAUCCUGAUCCUGUCCAACGUCAUGGCCUGCAGAGUGAUUCUUGAUCUGCGGAACAAGGCCCGCCCGACCGAAAGCGAGAUCGAGCGCCAGCAUUCGGCACUGAUCGAGGACGAGCUGGCAAACUACCAACCCGAAAGCGGCGUGGCGGCAUCCGGGGACUAAACUGCGGCACGGCCGGCCCUGGUUCAAGGGUUCCUUGGACUCCUCGGUUUUUUUGCGACGUAACCGGCACUUUCGAGACCGGUUGGCCACGCACAGCGAUCACCGGGCACGACUGAGGAGAACUCUCUCCCGCGGAGAUGAGCGCUGUUUCCAUCAAGGUCUGGGUGCGUCAGUCAAGGGAGCCACCGAUUCGUUGGGACAUCGGUGUUUUCUCGUUUCCUUGAUGUUGACGAUGCUGAAAGUAUUGUUCGUAAAUAGUCUCUGAAUCUACUACAUCUGAAGGAUAAUCACUCAAAUUGAAAAAGUUCAUUGUUCGCUGA